Penicillium waksmanii is the source of this 951-nucleotide messenger RNA. Its product is annotated as GNAT family N-acetyltransferase. The coding region runs from base 1 to 951 and encodes 316 amino acids. Gene Ontology annotation, molecular function: acyltransferase activity, transferring groups other than amino-acyl groups. The transcript has a single exon. Lineage: Eukaryota; Fungi; Ascomycota; Eurotiomycetes; Eurotiales; Aspergillaceae. The record is from RefSeq and is a predicted model, not a curated record.
AUGUUGCACGCAGCUCCUACCAGCGCUAUCCACACAGAUCACCCCAAGCCGGUGCAACCUCCAACCUCGAAAAUGACUCCUCGGUUGUUGAACAAACUCGAUACCAUUCACCACAUCGAGGAUGCUCAUGUCCUUCAUCUUUCACGACAAGUCGAAGUCUUCAUGCAAUUGCUCCCUCGCGACAAUAUCAGCUUGCACCCCGUGGCUGCCGGUGGCGUCGUCUACCUCACCAAGGCCCAUCUCGGCUCACAAAUCAACUGCACUCUUGGCCUGGGCAUGAAAGGCCUCGUCACUACUAACGAUAUUGAACAACUCGAAGCCUUACACACUACUGCGGACUUGACACCUUCCAUCUUGCUUUGCCCAUAUGCAGACCAGAGUGCAUUGCAAGCACUUGCCAUGCGUAGCUAUGUGCUCGACGGGUUCCUGAACAUCUAUGCACGCUCCCUACAUGACAUUCAAGUCGAAAUUGACCCUUACAUGAGCUUCUCCGAGGACCUUACAUUUGGACCCGAAAUGAUCGUCAGCCGAGGCGCAGCAAACGAAGAAAACGGCUCAACAUUUAUUCACGCCUCAGUCGCUGGAUUCAAAGACGAUGGACGGUCAGUCGAGGUUCUCGAAAGCCUAGCGGAGUCAGCAGUGCUACGACGCGACACAAUCUUAUACUUUGCGAAGAUCGAUGGGCAAAUUGCGGGAUGUGGUGCCAUGGCUUUGAUGGAGACCCAGUAUGGCAAGAUCGCACAUCUCUACAUCGACAGCACGACCCCGAACUUCCGCGGGCGCGGUGUUCAACGGGCACUUAUCCGGGCGAGACUAAAUGACGCCAAAUCGCUUGGUUACGACUUUUCCACCAUUCACUGCCUACCGAGUAUUGGCACCGGUCGCAAUGCCGAGAAGGAAGGGUUCGGUCUUGCUUUCACCAAACCUAUGAUGACCAAGAAAUUGGACUAA